AUGUACCGCAUUCCUCUCCUGCUCUUGCCAUUUGCCUCGCUAUCGAGCGCUAGGCCGGAACGCAUGAGACCUCGCUCCAACACAAACCCAAACACCUGCCCUUGCCCCUCGGUCCAAGCCUACCCCACGACUGUGACUGAGACGCUCCACUGUACCGCCAGCACCCUCAGGGAGACUGUGACCGAGUGCAUCACCGUCACCGAGCCGGCCAAGACGGAAACCAUCAUCCACACUAUCCGUCAAGGCGAUGGCCAGCUGUACAACACACACGCCGAGUACGAUGACAGGAAGACGGUGACGGUUACCUACGAAAUCCCCGCUUCCACUACCAACGUGUACCACGAUGGCGGCGACCCUUCCCGGGCUGCCUACGACCCAGUGACGGUGACUCACAAUGGCUACGAAGCCCAGGCCUCCUCGUUCUACAGCAAGGACCAGUACGCCGGCCAUGAGAGCGAGUCCAAGUACGAAAGCAACGGAAAGCAUGAGUACGGAACCAACGACUAUUCUGUCAGCAAGGUCAGUUACAAGGGAAAGGGAGAAUCCGGCAAAGAUCACGCAUCUGGCCACGGAUCCGGCGGUGGCAACCAGGACGGCGGAAAGGAUGGCCAGGGUCAGGAGUACCAUACCCAGACGUCCGGCUCGGGCGGCUCAAACGAGAACGGGGACCACGGAAGCGAUAACAACCACAGCGGGAACAACUACAACGAUGGAUACCAGCAAGGCAACGGGAACCACGACGGCAGCAAUGGUACUGGCAGCAAGGAAAACGGCAACAAGUACGAUCCCGGAAACCAUGAUGGUGGCAAGGACAACGGCAACAAGCACGACGAUGGCAGCCAAAAUGGCGGUGGCAACGACAACAACAGCAGCAACGGCGGUGGUCACUACAGCAGCAGCGGGAAGCAAGGGUAUGGGUCCAACGAGUACCACACCGAGUCCCACACCGAGUCCUACGAACACAAUGAGUCCCACGAACACAGCGAGUCCUACCAACACAGCGACGAAACAUCCUACGGACAAGAGACUCAUCACGGUGUCGAGACAGGCAAGGACGGCCAGGCAUACGGCAACGACCACAAGCACGAGCAGGGCUCUGGUCACGAUGACGGGGACAAGUACACUGGCGUCCAUCAGAGUGCCGACGCCAUCUACGGCCAUGGCAGCUACCAUACUACUGCCCCUUAUCCUGUGCCGUCGAACAGUACCAGCUCGGCCCAUUAUGCCGUGCCGACGAACAGUACGGGACAAGUCCCUCCCUGCGGGCACCAUGACCCCGGAAAGCCCUGCAUCAUCACGUCCGUCUAUGGCACCGCCACCGAGCACAUCACUGUUUACCCUACGGGCACUGCUGAGGAAACGCCCGACUGCUCCAUCUCAUCCAAGAUCGUGACCAAGUACAACACUGUCAUCGCCACUCUCCGCCCCACCGGCGGUGCCUGGUCCUCCGCCAAUGCCACACAGAGCGCGACUGUCAACCCCGUGAACGGCACUGCUACAAGCGUUGCCCCUGGGCCCGCGUACACUUCCGACCAGACCUACAAGUCCAAGCGCACGCCGAAGGCUCCUCGCGCGGCCUUCGCUAAGCUCAUGAACCUGUGGUGA
Molecule: messenger RNA, 1605 nt
Organism: Verticillium dahliae VdLs.17
Lineage: Eukaryota; Fungi; Ascomycota; Sordariomycetes; Glomerellales; Plectosphaerellaceae
Exons: 1
Coding region: 1-1605 (534 amino acids)
Source: RefSeq, a predicted model, not a curated record